GGCGCCUGUACUUUUUUAUCUGCGGUCUCGGCGGGGUGUUGCGGUCCCAGUAAAUCGACGUAUUUUGCGCGCUAAUUCGCGCCUACCUCGGGAUGACAAUCGCUGACAAACCCCUGCAUUUCGGCGCAUGCACCCUUGCGACCCGACUGCUGCACUCUCGACCCGAACUUUUGACCUUGAAGUUCUAGAACCAUUUGUCAUCCUAUACGAUCUGCAUGUGUAAUCCAUUAUGCCACCGCGCCCAACACCGCUCCUCCGGCGGCUCCGCCCCCAAUUCCAGGCCCAAGUCAGACAUCAAAUCCCACGGAUAGCCAUCUCAUCCAAUCGCCAGGCCUCCCUAUCCACCUCGUCCUCAUCCUCUCUAAACUCAAACCCAGACCCCACCUUCACCACCGUCUCCCCCGAUGAAGUCUCCCACUUCAAUGCCCUCGCCUCCUCAUGGUGGGACCCCCAAGGCCCCUCCCGCAUCUUGCACCUCAUGAACCCUCUUCGCCACGACUUCAUCCGGGACUGCAGGUUCUCCGUCCCCGUCUCCCCGGUGUCCACCACGGCCGGGCUGACGUACCUUGACAUCGGAUGCGGCGGCGGCAUCUUCGCCGAGUCGGCCGCCCGCCUCCGAAGCACCAAGUCCGUCACCGCCAUCGAUCCCAGCCCGGAAGUCCUCACCAUCGCCAAGGCGCACGCAAGGCGGGACCCAGCGCUCAGGGGGAAGCUCGAGUACCUCAACACGCCUGUCGAACAGUUACCGGCGCCGGCACCGCAGGAGGGUUACGAUGUGGUUUCCAUUUUCGAGGUGCUGGAGCACGUAUCGAACCCGGCACAGUUUCUGGAUCGGUGCAUGCCGUUUGUGAAGCCUGGUGGGUGGUUGGUUAUGAGCACCAUUGCCAGGACGUGGAUGAGCUGGUUCACGACGAAUCUCAUGGCGGAGGAUGUUUUGGGGAUUGUGCCCAAGGGGACGCAUGAUUGGCGCAAGUAUGUGAAUGAGGAUGAGUUGAGGGGGCAUUUUCUCGGGAAGAGGGACGGUUGGGGCGAGGCGAGGUGUAUGGGGGUUAUUUAUGUGCCUGGAAUUGGUUGGAGGGAGGUAAGGGGGAGUGAAAAGGUCGGGAAUUACUUUUUCGCUGUGAGAAGGCUAGAAAAUUAGAUGGUAUAAAUAAUACGGUCAAAGAAAGGGUCGGUAGUUAUGUAUGUAAGAAAUUUGUGCUACUAGUGUGGUUUAGGGUGCGGUUCAGAGGCCGCCGCCGCAUGCUAAGCCAUGCAGACUUGUCGUUUAUGAUCUGCCCGAAAAUACAUGAUAAUAUAAUUAUGUAUUUGUGCUCC
This is a messenger RNA of Pseudomassariella vexata, 1317 nucleotides long. Its product is annotated as S-adenosyl-L-methionine-dependent methyltransferase. The transcript has a single exon. Lineage: Eukaryota; Fungi; Ascomycota; Sordariomycetes; Amphisphaeriales; Pseudomassariaceae. Bases 230 to 1141 code for a protein of 303 amino acids. The record is from RefSeq and is a predicted model, not a curated record. Gene Ontology annotation, molecular function: 2-methoxy-6-polyprenyl-1,4-benzoquinol methyltransferase activity. Gene Ontology annotation, biological process: ubiquinone biosynthetic process.